Myotis myotis is the source of this 1584-nucleotide messenger RNA. RefSeq names its product bone gamma-carboxyglutamate protein (gene BGLAP). Gene Ontology annotation, molecular function: calcium ion binding; structural constituent of bone; hydroxyapatite binding. Gene Ontology annotation, biological process: response to vitamin K; regulation of cellular response to insulin stimulus; regulation of bone mineralization. The record is from RefSeq and is a predicted model, not a curated record. Lineage: Eukaryota; Metazoa; Chordata; Mammalia; Chiroptera; Vespertilionidae. Gene Ontology annotation, cellular component: extracellular region.
AAAAAAUUUCUACAUGUGACACGGCACCAGAGUUAAGUUAGGGUUUUUCAAAAUGCUGACACGCCGAGCUCAAAAGGUUCGCCAUCACUGGCCUAGGAGCACUGGGACACUCAGGAAGACAUCAGGUGGCCUCUGCUUGCCACCCCUCAAAUCAAGCACAUGGCUCUUCUCUCCACCUGGAGCUGCAGCAUUCAACCAUCCAGUUGCCCCCCCAUCCCCUUCUACUCAGCCAUAGGCCUGGGGCGGGGGGGGGGGGGGCAGUGUGCUGUCAGGUGAGUGAGGUCACCCCCCGCCUCCAGGUUGGGCUGAGGCAGAAGCAGAGCUCGGGGUGGGAUGGGGGUUUUCAUACGAGGAGCCUGCAAGGGCAGGAAGAGAAGCAGAGGGUCAGGAGCCCAGGGCUCUCCAUCUCCCUGCUCCUCAAAGGCCCUGUGAGGGCACAGGGAAGGGGUCCUUACCUUCCACAGGGACCCAUCCUUAACCGCACGCCCAGCCCCUCCUGUGUUGGCUUUUGGCUCCUGGCCUUGUGCUACCUGACCAUUCUCCUGUCCUGACCCACAGGGCCUGACUAAAGUCUAGCCACCCCCACACCAGGCCUGCCUUUGGCGUCUCGAAGGGUGAAUGAGGCCAUCACUGGGCACUCCCUCCCUGGGGUUUGGCUCCUGCCCACGGCUGACAGUGGAAAUCACAAUCAUCGAGCGCUGCAGCCAGUUCUGCUCCGAUCUAUUUUGGACCUCUGGGCCCCUUCCUCUCUGGGUCCCCCCACACCCUCCUGGCCUGUUUAGCUGAGGUUGGGUCUCCAAGAGAGAGUAGGGGCUAGGGGACCUCAGUGGCCCCUUUAGGGAGGGGCAGGGGGCAUCCAGAGGCUGGCAGUCUCAGAUUACCACCCACCCUCCUCCUCCACUCCAGGGGCCUGCCCAGGCUGCCCUGGUUCCAACCACAACAUCCUUUGGGGUUUGGCCUAUAGAUCUGGGGCGGAUGACCCCAAAUAGCCCUGGCAGAGUCCCCUGCGACCCGCCUGCCCAUGAUCGGGCGGCCCACCCUGGCCUCCAGGGCAGGGCCAGAGUAUAAAUGGUGCUGGAGGCUGGUGGAAACACCGGAGUCUGAGCAGACCAAAGCCACCUCGAGACACACCAUGAGGGCCCGCAUGCUCACCCUGCUGGCCCUGGCCGCAGUCUGCCUCGCUAGCCAGACAGAUGCAAAGCCCAGUGGUGCAGAGUCUGACAGAGGAGCAGCCUUUGUGUCCAAGCAGGAGGGCAGUGAGGUGGUGAAGAGACUGCGGCGCUACCUGGAUCCCGGGCUGGGAGCCCCAGCCCCAGCCCCCUACCCAGAUCCCCUGGAGCCCAAGAGGGAGGUGUGUGAGCUCAACCCGGACUGCGACGAACUGGCUGACCACAUCGGCUUCCAGGAGGCCUACCGGCGCUUCUAUGGCAUAGCCUAGACUAGAGCCUGCCGCCCUGCAGCCCUGCCGGCGGCCCCCUGCUCUGGCUCCUCUCCAGAACCCCUUCCCCUGCCCUUGCCCUGACCUCCCUGCCCUACAAGUGUGGGGUCACCAUCUGCCCAGCAGCGCCAGAAUAAACUCCAGAA